AUGAAUAAAUUUUCAUUAAUUUUUUCAGAUUCCUAAUUGGAAGAAAGAUAUCAAGAAAGCCAAAGACCGUAGAUAUUGCAUGGCUUUAAGAUUAAUACAAUUAUACCAAUUAUUUCUUAUGCGUUUCAAGCUGUAUAUUGGAUGAUAAAAAAUUAAAUUGUGCUAUCAAUUGUAUAUAUCAUUUUGACUAUUUUAUACACUUUUUUUUAUUACAAAGUAGUGAUAAGAUAGCAAUGGUAUAAAAUAGUGGGCACUAUAGUAUUGUCAUUUAGUUUAUAAGCAUCAAUCAUGCAAUUUAUCCCAUUUUGGAUACAGAAUCUAGCUGAUUCUGAAAUUGUUUGGAUAGAAGACACUGCAAUUCAGAUGGGUCUGCAUAUGAACAUUACUUAAAAUCUCGUACAAAAUGCUAUUUUUUAUGCAAUUUUCAUAUCAACUCGAAUUUAUUUCAGAUCUAUUUUGGAAUUCAACCCUAUGUUCAUACUCUUUUUAUUAUUCACGAUCCUUACUUGUUAUAAUGAAUAUUAAAGAAUCAAGGGUUUAAGGUAUUAGUUUUUAUGGAAGGAGAAAAACCUAAACCAAUAUUUCAUUUUUGAUGAUUUGAUUAAAGAGAGUUUAGUCAUCCUCAAUUAUAAUGACGUGUGGGAUAAAUUUAAAGUGGUCUACGCAAACAAAUCAUUUUACUCUGAAUAUCAUGAUAGUCCUUUGGAAUUCUUGAAAGAAACUCAGCUUUCCCUAUAAAAGAUGUCCACCAUGACAUUCCUACAUUAUAAAAUUCAAGAUUUUAAGAGUUCUUUUUAAAUCAAUGCUUUUUGGAAAAAUAGAAAUUAACACUUAUUUAUAGAAUGCUGGAAGUAUUCGAUUAUGGAUACACAGAUCAUUUUAAAGAUUACUACCAAAAAGGCUUAUACUGAGAAUAAUAUGUAUCCACUUUUGUAUAAAGGCAUUUUGAAGAAAUUAAAGAAGAUUGAUAGAUAACAUUAUCAUACGGAAUCAUUAAAGAAUCUUCUUGCAGCAUUGCUAGUAAAACCAAAAUCAAUUGUUAACUUUAAAAUCCAAUGUCUUAAUUAUAAUAAGUUAAGUGCAUUAUUGAUGAAUAUUUUAAGAGACAACGCAGCUUUGUUUUCAUUAAAUCUAAAGUCUGAUGCCUUUUACACAAAUAUACCGUUACUCUAUAUUUUAAUGAUUUCUGUAAGCAAAUAUUAUAAAGUGAGCACCUUUACGGUACUUUAACUGAAUGAAUCCAUUCUAGAAAUAAUUGUAAAAGGACCAAUAAAGAAAAAUACUGAAUAGAAUUAAUAGUUUUUUAAGAAAUUAAUGAGUAUAAUAGUAGAUAUGAUUGGAAUUGAGUAAAUAAAAAUUGAAAAUAACGAAUUUAUGUGUAAAAUAAUGAAUAUGGAAAACCCUUUCAUUUCAACUAUGACUUGA
This is a messenger RNA of Paramecium tetraurelia, 1425 nucleotides long. RefSeq lists its product as uncharacterized. The record is from RefSeq and is a predicted model, not a curated record. The transcript has a single exon. NCBI's taxonomy places the organism in Eukaryota, Ciliophora, Oligohymenophorea, Peniculida, Parameciidae.